Messenger RNA from Halichondria panicea, 1054 nucleotides. Its product is annotated as neuroguidin-like. The coding region runs from base 23 to 898 and encodes 291 amino acids. The transcript is spliced from 9 exons. NCBI's taxonomy places the organism in Eukaryota, Metazoa, Porifera, Demospongiae, Suberitida, Halichondriidae. The record is from RefSeq and is a predicted model, not a curated record. Gene Ontology annotation, cellular component: nucleolus; small-subunit processome. Gene Ontology annotation, biological process: maturation of SSU-rRNA from tricistronic rRNA transcript (SSU-rRNA, 5.8S rRNA, LSU-rRNA).
UAUAGGAGUCUCAAAGUUGGAAAUGGAGACACUAGGUGUCAAGAUGUUGGCCCAAGAUCUUCCAAAGGGACACCAGUUGUUGAGUGAAAUCACAGACAGGGUGAAGGCCGUCAGAGAGCACGUAGCCAAGAUAAGAGCACAUGCUCUGACUGGAGGUCACAAGCCUGAGGCUGGUAUUAGCCUGCUAGAAUUGAAGUUUCAGUUAUUACUGAGUUACCUGGUCAACAUUGUGCAAGUGGUGAUGAUGAAACUGAAUGGACAAUCAAUUAAUUGCACUCCUCCCUUACAUAGGAUAGUGGAGAUCCGAACAGUACUAGAAAAAAUUCGACCUUUGGAUCAAAAACUCAAGUAUCAAAUGGAAAAACUCGUGCGAACAGCAACAACUGGAAUGGCGUCUGCUAGUGAUCCUCUACGCUUUAAACCCAACCCUUCCAAUCUGGUGUCUAAAGUUGACGAGAGUGAGAGCAGUGAUGAAGAACGACCAACCUCAAAUCCUAAACUCUACAUGCCUCCAAAAGUGGUGUCUACUCCCUAUGAUGAGAAUCCAGGCAGGCGGGAAAAGAAAAACAGAAAUCAAACAGCUCUAAUUGAGGAGCUUAAGGAAGAAGUACUAGAUAUGCCAAGUGAAGUGAAGACAUCUAUGGUAGUUGGUGGACUUCAAAAACGAAGAGAACUUGCUAGAGAAAAAGACUUGGAGCGGUUUGAAGAGAAUAAUAUGAUGAGGUUAUCUCGCAAAAGGAAGUCACAUGACACAGGUCGUAGCAACCGACAAGAGCUGGACGAUUUAGCUGAAUUUUCAGAGUUGAAAUCCAUCACUCAAGAUUUUGGGGAGUACCCACCAAAGAAGAAAAGUAAGAGUAAACGAACUUCCAAGAAAAAGAAACGAAGUUUCCGUUGAAGAAAUAGACUUUUCAAAGCUAGAUGUACAGAUGCUUUAAAUAGCAUUGCCAGUCCUAAACAUACAAUUAUAGUGAUCAUGCAACUAUUCUAAGAUUGUCCUUUAAAAAUAACUUUAUAUAAUUAAUUUGUUCAUGCUUUGAGACUGAACACCAAA